CAAGCCGCAAGUCAUCAAGUGAAGAGCCCCAACAACAAGUGAACGAAAGCUGCACGACAAGUGCUCAGAGUGCUACUACAACGACUAUAUAAAGACAUCCAUCAAGCCAUCCAUCUACGCGUGUGCAAAGUGCCAAAGUGUUGCAAGUCCAAGCAGAAUGCAUCGUGCCUCAACUCAAAUGAAGAUCGCCGGAGGAGCUCUGUCGGUGCUCCUGCUCCUGCUGGUGUUCGUUGCCUGCUGCCAGGCACGGCCCAUGGAUCUGUACGAUGAUGUUAGCGAUUUCUUUGAUGCCAUCUCGCUGGACGAUGUCGCCAAUACGGGCCGCAAUACGCAUCCGGAACAGUUCUGCAUGAUGCCCGCUCGCAAGGGCGUUUGCCGUGCUCUGAUACCGCGCUGGCGCUACGAUCCGGAGCAGAAGAAGUGUGUGGAGUUCAAGUUCGGUGGCUGCGAUGGCAACGAGAACAACUUCCCCAGCUACAAGACCUGCAUGGCCACCUGUGAGGGCAUGUAGACGGUGAUUGGAGGAGCAAGUGAAGAAGUACGGCUGAUCGGUAUUUCUGUAUCCGGUUGGCAGGCGUUGCCAAAGGCGCUUCCCUUUGCUUUUCGUUCUCGAAUCAAAGGCAGCAUUUAAUUUAACACACACUCGCACACUCCUCUACAUCCACAC
Drosophila navojoa is the source of this 667-nucleotide messenger RNA. Its product is annotated as kunitz-type serine protease inhibitor bitisilin-1. NCBI's taxonomy places the organism in Eukaryota, Metazoa, Arthropoda, Insecta, Diptera, Drosophilidae. Gene Ontology annotation, molecular function: serine-type endopeptidase inhibitor activity. The record is from RefSeq and is a predicted model, not a curated record.